AUGCGCGAUCUGACUUACGCUUUACUGACCAUCUCUAUCACCGCCACCUCGUUGCCAACACACCAUCACCAUCAAUCCCCUUCAACUACCCAAAACACCUCGCAUCUUCGCAUCUUCGCAUUUUCGACCUCGCAUCACCUCUCGACCUUAAUCUGCACAUUGCACCGACCUUCGCAUUCUCGCACAUCAGCCACGUCCACACUCCUCAUCUCCGGAUCCGCCGACAACCAGAUGCGUCUUUGGGAGGUGGCUACCGGCAAGUGCCUCUUCACCUGGGAGUUCACCACCGCUGCCAAGCGUGUUGCCUGGUCUGAAGAUUGCACUCAGGUUCUCGUAGUCACAGAACAGCGUAUGGGUUACCGCGGAUCGCUGCGUGUCUUCCGCAUCAACCGUGACCCCGCCACAUGGACACAGCAGGACCCUGAACCCACCCGCACCAUCACCUUCUCUGGCCCCAAGGCCGUUGUCGCUGCUUUCGCCCCUUGCGACCAAUACAUCAUCACCGGCCACGAGAACGGCAAGGUUGCAGCCUACUAUCACGACGAGAAGGAGCCCGAGAGCGGUAUCGACGCAGAGCUUGAGGAGCAGUCCACCGACGCACACCCUGGCGAGAUGAUCUCGGACAUGCAGAUGAGCGCCGACCGCACAUACUUUGUCACCUCUUCCAGAGACAAGACCUCCAAACUCAUCGACUCCAUGACAUUGCAAGUGAUCAAGACAUACGCCACCGAGACACCAUUGAACAGUGCUUCCAUUCAUCCAACCAAGCCUUUCGUCAUUGUUGGUGGUGGUCAGGAUGCUAUGAACGUCACAACCACUUCGGCACGACAAGGUCGAUUCGAGACUCGAUUCUGGCACAAGGUCUUUGAGGAGGAGUGCGCACGUCUCCCUGGCCACUUUGGUCCUAUCAACACCAUCGCCAUUCACCCCGCCGGCAUUGCAUACGCUUCGGGAGGAGAGGACGGUUACGUUCGAGUCAACUGGUUCGACCCUGGCUUCUUCAACUCCAAGCUUUACGGCGCUGACCUUGAGCUUGCCCUCGAGGACCAAUAG
Messenger RNA from Ustilago hordei, 1053 nucleotides. RefSeq names its product putative TIF34 - translation initiation factor eIF3, p39 subunit. Gene Ontology annotation, cellular component: eukaryotic translation initiation factor 3 complex, eIF3m. Gene Ontology annotation, molecular function: translation initiation factor activity; protein binding; RNA binding. The coding region runs from base 1 to 1053 and encodes 350 amino acids. Gene Ontology annotation, biological process: cytoplasmic translational initiation. The transcript has a single exon. The record is from RefSeq and is a predicted model, not a curated record. NCBI's taxonomy places the organism in Eukaryota, Fungi, Basidiomycota, Ustilaginomycetes, Ustilaginales, Ustilaginaceae.